AAUCAUCAUAUGAUGACAUCAUUUCCAAAGUGAUCUGAUCCACCAGGACCUCCUGCUGUCUACCAGCUGAGACCAAAGAAGAGAACAUUGGACUCUAAGAAGAAUGACUCUCGGUGAAAGAAAUGUGAACAAGAUAAACAAAACCAUCUUGCUUGUGGGUGAAACAGGAACAGGAAAAUCUACUCUGAUCAACUCUGGUCAACUACGCCAUGGGAGUGAAGUGGGAGGACGAUGUCUGGUUUCACAUCGUAGAGGACAAGAAGAAGAAAGAGGAUGAGGAAAGAAGCCAAACAGUGAGUCAGACAUCAGAUGUGAUGGUGUACCAGAUCUUUGGUUUUGAAGGUGAAACUCUGCCCUACUCUCUGACCAUCAUCGAUACUCCUGGAUACGGAGACACCAGAGGGAUCAAACAAGAUGACAUCAUCAGUCAGAGAUUAUUAGACUUGUUCCGCUCAGGAGAACUUCAUGAGAUGGAUGCAGUGGGUCUGGUGCUGAAAGCGAGUGUGAAUCGACUGAGUGACCGACUGAGGUACAUCUUUGAUUCAGUGGCGUCUCUGUUUGGAAAAGACAUGGAGAAGAACAUUGUUGCUCUCAUCACACACUCAAAUGGUCUGAUACCUGAAAAUGUUCUGAAAGCUCUUGAUGCUGCAAAAGUGAAAUGUGCCAGAAAUGAAAAGAAUCAGCCUGUUUACUUCCUGUUUGAUAACUGCCAGGACACAGAGAGAACACAGGGAAACAAGUCUGUUUUUGAGACUGCAUGGGAAACAUCAAUGAGAGGAAUGAAUGAAUUUACAUACUUUCUAGAAAAAUCUGGGCCUCAAAAUGUGAAGACAACCGUUGACGUGUUGAAGACACGAAUCAGACUGACAGCCUGCAUCCAAAACCUGAAAGAGAGAGUUGAGUUCACUGAACAGAAACAGAGAGAAAACCAACAGAUUCAGGAAGCUCUGAAGAAACAUGAAGAAGAGAUGAAGAGAAAUGAAGAGUUCACUGUAGAGGUUGAUGAGAAAUAUAAAGAAAAAGAAAUAUCAAGGUGGGAGGUGGGGGUUGUUUUUAUGAGGAGCUGUCUGCUGUACAGUCUGUGAGGAGAACUGUCACUAUCCUGGAUGCACAGGCCUGGUAUCCUGAACACUGUGAGGUCAUGAAAGAUGGCCGCUGCACUUCAUGUACCAGGAAGUGUCCUGUAUCAGAUCAUGUGAAAGAAAAGUGGAUCUAUGUGACCAAGACAAG
Messenger RNA from Micropterus salmoides (largemouth bass), 1230 nucleotides. RefSeq lists its product as uncharacterized. The coding region runs from base 210 to 1085 and encodes 291 amino acids. The transcript has a single exon. The record is from RefSeq and is a predicted model, not a curated record. Lineage: Eukaryota; Metazoa; Chordata; Actinopteri; Centrarchiformes; Centrarchidae.